Molecule: messenger RNA, 1727 nt
Organism: Corylus avellana
Lineage: Eukaryota; Viridiplantae; Streptophyta; Magnoliopsida; Fagales; Betulaceae
Product: 7-deoxyloganetin glucosyltransferase
Molecular function (GO): quercetin 3-O-glucosyltransferase activity; quercetin 7-O-glucosyltransferase activity
Source: RefSeq, a predicted model, not a curated record
CCGCCUUGCCGGCUAGUUCUACCUAUUAUAGCAUAAAGCUAAAAUUAUUAUUAUUUUUAUUUAUGGUAAGAAAAAAAAAAAAGUAAAUUAAAACCAUAGUAUAAAACGCCGGGAAAGAUCCAGCCUUCUAUUUUUCUUCCCCGGCCUCUGUUUGUUCGUGAGAGAAAAAUGAAACCUCAUGUCGUCUGCAUUCCGCUUCCAUUUCAGGGUCACAUAAACCCGAUGCUGAAGGUGGCCAAACUCCUCCACCACAAAGGCUUCCACGUCACUUUUGUCAACACCCAUUACAACCACACACGCUUACUCAGAUCCAGAGGCCCCAACUCCCUCAACGGCCUGCCGGACUUCCGCUUUGAAAGUAUCCCCGACGGCCUCCCGCCUUCCGACGCCGACGUCAGCCAAGACGUCCCCGCUCUUUGCGAUUCCACCUCAAAGACUUGCCUCGUCCCACUCCGCAACCUCCUCUCCAAACUCAACGACUCUUCCUCUUCCAACGCGCCGCCUGUGACCUGUAUCGUCUCCGAUGGUUCCAUGGCAUUCACUCUCGAAGCUGCUGAAGAAUUUGGAAUUCCAAAUGUUCUUUUCUGGACGCUUAGCGCCUGCGGCUCCUUGGCCUAUUUGCAUUGCCGCCAUCUUGUUGAACGCGGUUUAAUUCCCCUCAAAGAUGCAAGCCAUCUAACAAAUGGGUAUCUAGAAACCACAAUGAUCGAUUGGAUUCCCGGGAUGAAAAGCAUCCGUCUGAGUGAUUAUCCAACCUUUAUUAGAACUACAGAUGAGAAAGACUUCAUGCUCAACUUCAUCAUCACUGAAGUGGAGAGAGCUUCAAGAGCUUCAGCUAUCAUUUUGAAUACGUUUGACGCCUUUGAACAUGAUGUUUUGGAGGGUAUUUCCUCUUUGCUUCCUCGCACCUACACCAUCGGUCCACUUCCAUUGCUUGCUGACCAGAUCAAAGAUCAACGGCUGAAAUCAAUAGCCUCCAAUUUAUGGAAAGAAGAGCCGGGGUGUGUGGAUUGGCUAAAUUCAAAACAACCCAACUCCGUAGUGUACGUGAAUUUCGGCAGCAUAACGGUCAUGACGCCGCAACAACUCAUUGAGUUUGCUUGGGGACUUGCCAACACCGAGAAACCCUUCUUGUGGAUUAUAAGGCCUGAUCUUGUCGCCGGCGAUUCAGCCGUUCUUCCUCCCGAGUUUCUUACUGAAACGAAAGACAGGGGCAUGUUAGCAAGUUGGUGUACUCAAGAAGAAAUCCUCAUGCACCCGUCGAUCGGAGGGUUUUUGACGCAUAGCGGGUGGAAUUCAACGAUCGAAAGCGUGUGCGGCGGAGUGCCGAUCCUCUCCUGGCCCUUCUUUGCCGACCAACAAAUAAACUGCCUGUAUUCUUGCACCGAAUGGGGCAUUGGGAUGGAGAUAGAUAAUGACGUUAAGAGAGAUGCUGUUGAGAAGCUUGUGAGGGAGUUAAUGGAUGGUGAUAAGGGUAAAGAAAUGAAGAGGAAGGUAAUGGAGUGGAAGAAUAAGGCAGAAGAGGCUGCCAAGCCUGGUGGUUCUUCUUACCGGAACUUGGACAAGUUGAUUGCCGAUGUUCUCCUCGCCGGAAAUGUUUAAACCAAACAAAGAAGAAGCAGGUUGACUCGAUCUCAUGGUUUUAUCCGCUCUUCUCUUGUUUUAUAUUCGUAAUUCCAAGUGUGUGUUUUGAUAAAAUUAAUAUUCUACUCUACGUUGGCAUUGUU